CAGCGCGCCCGCCCCCGUCUCCCUCCUCUGCCUGCCCGGACUAGCAAGUGUUUGUGGGGCAGUGACACGUAACUUUGUCCGCUCUGUUGACGUGACCAGGCAGGACACCUCCACCUGGGGCAGGGAGAGCAGAGAGAGGAGUUUUUUCUGACCUCGCUGUACCCCAACUAAAACCGGUUAAUUAUCCACGUUUCCCAGCAUGGAGGCGAGGGACGCGACUGCAGGUGCUCUUGUGGGCAGUGAUGGAGAGGAGCAAACUGCAAAGAAGGAUGCAGCUCCUGCAAAAGAGAAACCAGACACCAAGAGUAAGAUGGAGAGGCUCUUCGGGUUCAAGAAGGAGGACCUGACCUCCUGGAGCAGCUUGGUGGCCCUCCUGAACCGCCCCACUGAUCCUGCAUCUCUGGGCAUCUUCCGCUGCUUGUUUGGUUUACUGAUGGCCAUCGAUGUCACUCAGGAACGUGGCCUCAGUCACCUGGACUACAAGUACCUGGAUGGGGCCCCUGUGUGCCGCUUUCCCCUCUUCAACUUCCUGCAGCCGCUGCCACUUGACUGGAUGUAUCUGGUGUAUUUGGUGAUGUUCCUUGGCGCCUUGGGCAUCAUGCUGGGCUGUUUCUACCGUUUCUCCUGCCUCAUGUUCAUCUCGACGUACUGGUACAUCUUCUUUCUGGACAAAACGGCCUGGAACAAUCACUCGUACCUCUACGGCCUCAUUGGAUUUCAGCUCACACUCAUGGACGGCAACAGAUACUGGUCGAUCGAUGGACUACGAAGGCCUUCUAUAAGAAACGCUCACGUGCCUCUGUGGAAUUACACUCUGCUGAGGACACAGAUAUUUAUCGUGUACUUCAUUGCUGGAAUCAAAAAGCUGGAUGCUGAUUGGGUGGAGGGUUACUCCAUGUCUUACUUGGCGCACCAUUGGCUGUUUGAUCCUUUCAAAGUGAUCCUUCCUGUGGAGUUGAUCAGCCUGCUGGUGGUGCAUGGAGGCGGGCUCGCUCUGGAUCUGAGCGCCGGCUACCUGCUGUUUUUUGAUGCCACUCGACCUUAUGGAAUUUUCUUUGUCUCCUACUUCCACUGUAUGAACUCUCAGCUCUUCAGCAUUGGGAUGUUUUCCUACACAAUGCUGGCCACCAGCCCUCUCUUCUGCUACACCGACUGGCCCAGAAGAUUCUUCGCCCGUUUCCCAGCAUUCCUCAGGGCGGUCCUGCCACUCACCUCACCGGACCAAUUACAGCCCAGUGCAUCCUGUGUUUACCCUGAGAUCAGCAGCACCAGUACUGAACGCCAGGAGCCCCCACGUGCCCCCAAAGCUCCAAAACUGAGAUUUAAGCACAAGCUGGCAGCCAUUUUUACUGUUCUCUACAUAAUGGAGCAGUUCUUCGUGCCGUACUCCCACUUCAUCACAAAGGGUUACAACAACUGGACCAAUGGCUUGUACGGCUACUCCUGGGACAUGAUGGUUCACUCCCGCAGCCAUCAGCAUGUUAAGAUCACCUACAAAGAUGGACAAACUGGAGCCAUUGGAUAUCUGAACCCAGGGGUGUUCACACAAAGCCGACGCUGGAAAGACCACGGCGACAUGCUGAAGCAGUACGCCACAUGCCUCAGUCAGCUGCUGCCCCGCUAUAACAUCUCUGAACCUGAAAUCUACUUUGACAUCUGGGUGUCCAUCAAUGAACGCUUCCAGCAAAGGAUCUUUGAUCCCCGCGUGGACAUUGUGACAGCUGAUUGGUCGCCUUUCAAACCAAACCCAUGGCUGAUGCCUCUGCUGGUGGACCUCUCGCCCUGGAGGACCAAGUUCCAGGAGAUUGAGGGCAGUUUGGACAAUCAGACUGAGAUUGUCUUCAUAGCUGAUUUCCCAGGACUCCACUUAGAAAACUUUGUAAGUGAAGAUCUGGGCAACACCAGCAUCCACGUGCUGCAGGGCAGACUGAAUGUUGAGGUAGUGGAGGAGAAGAAGAACUACACUGUUCAGCCUGGUGAGCAGAUAAAGGUGCCUGCUGGGGCUUAUCAUAAGGUGUACACCGUGUCUGAGGACCCUUCGUGCUACAUGUACGUCUACGUCAACACCACAGAGGCAGCACUGCAGGAGAACUUCACCAAGCUGCUUGAGAUCCAAGAGCGUGCUCGCAAUGGGACAGAAACCGAGCCGCUUCCUCCCGAGCUGCAGCCUCUUAUUGCUGCAGAAGGCGAGGAGGUCAACGCCACCGACCCGAUCGUGCAGCUGUUCCUGAAGAGGCAGCGCCGCAUGAAGGAGGUGAAGAAGCGCAGGGAGGCCGGCGUGCUGGAACGCUUUGAGCGCUUUGCUGUGAAAAAGUACUACACGAUACGCAGGGGAUUCUUGAUGACAGCCAUAGCUUUGAGAAACCUGGCAGUGGGUCUCCCCCCUCUCGAACAGCUGACAAGAGAAGUUGCCUUCGCCAACAUGAAAGCACCUCAGGCAGAUGGCAGCCAGGAGGAACGGCUGAAAGAUGAAGUCGGUCACGGAGAACUAUAAAGCUUCUGUCAGGACCAAAAUACUCUGUUGAAUUUGCCUGCAGUUGCUGGAUCACACAUUCCAGACAGAUGUGUUUUUACUACUGGACUGUUACUGGGACAUUGCUGCCCCACAAAUCAAUGGAUUUUUAAUUUUUUUUUUUACGCUUUUGGGCAUUUCGGAUUAAUUCCAAGUGAUAAGUCGUUAUCUUUUUUGAUAGCUUUUGUUUACGAAUCCAAUUCAUGUAUCUGUUUAAGCUGCAGCAAAAACCAAAACUGUAUGUAAACAGAUUCUCACUGCUUUGCUGUGCAAGAGUACAUUUCCAAUUUUGCUUAAGAUUUUUGUAAUUGCAGUAAUUAAUGCAUAAUGUAAUGUGACAUGACAAUGAAGAUCAUAUUCUAAAUAUGCUAAACUAUUACACUCUGAAGGUGCAAUAUGUAAGAAUGAGCCAGCUGUUGUAUCAUAUUCUAAACAAAUGGGGGGCAGCAUAUCACCAGAGGUAACAGCUUACUGCUGCUAACUGUAGCUGCCUUUGGCUGCUAACUUCAAAAGAUAUACAUAAACAUCAUAAAGUAAAAACUGUUAUUUCUUCACAUUCUGUUGCUAAUUUUAGUUCAUUUUUUAAAAAUAGAUUUCAGCUAAAAUGCUUACAUAUUGCACCUGGAAUGCUCCUUUAUUUUUUAAUUAAAAUGUGCAGCCAAUGAGAGAAGUACUGAACUGAUUUAAAGGGACAGGUUUCGUGGAACGUACUGACAUGAACAGAAUCAGUCAGAUGGUUGAUUAUUGGAAUUUGCUCUAAUUCCAAUGAAGCACAUUUACAAAUAUACUGUACAACAUGAAGAUUUGUAUUAACACUUCCUUGAACUUUUAUGCUAACCCUGUAAUGUGAGAAGAACCGACAGAAACACAAAACUAUUUUGAGCUCGUUCAGUCGACGGCCUUUUCUAGUCACUUUUUUAAUAAAGACCUGAUGGAUUCAA
Molecule: messenger RNA, 3453 nt
Organism: Acanthopagrus latus (yellowfin seabream)
Lineage: Eukaryota; Metazoa; Chordata; Actinopteri; Spariformes; Sparidae
Gene: ggcx
Product: gamma-glutamyl carboxylase
Exons: 15
Coding region: 200-2494 (764 amino acids)
Biological process (GO): peptidyl-glutamic acid carboxylation
Molecular function (GO): gamma-glutamyl carboxylase activity; vitamin binding
Source: RefSeq, a predicted model, not a curated record